Molecule: messenger RNA, 1332 nt
Organism: Truncatella angustata
Lineage: Eukaryota; Fungi; Ascomycota; Sordariomycetes; Amphisphaeriales; Sporocadaceae
Product: oxidoreductase
Exons: 1
Coding region: 1-1332 (443 amino acids)
Molecular function (GO): NADP binding; oxidoreductase activity; NAD binding
Source: RefSeq, a predicted model, not a curated record
AUGUCUUCAAAGCCUGAUAUCGGCUUUAUUGGCCUCGGUGCCAUGGGCUUCGGAAUGGCCACCAAUCUCGUACAUCAGGGUUAUAGCGUGACUGGGUUUGAUGUUUGGGGACCUACUCUGGAUAAGUUCAAAGAUGCUGGCGGAAUCACAGCAACCACUCCGGCAGAUACGGUCAAGGGGAAGGACUAUGUUAUCUGCAUGGUGGCUACUGCAGCUCAAGCACAGGCUGUUCUGAUCGACGAUGCAAACAAUGCUCUCUCCACCCUGUCAAAAGGGGCUGCGGUGUUGCUGUGUUCUACGGUACCAAGCUCCUACGUACAGGGACUAGAGAAGCAACUCAGGGACUUGGGACGGGAUGAUAUUUUCCUGGUUGACGCGCCCGUCUCUGGCGGGACGUAUCGGGCGGCGGAUGGUACAUUGUCGAUUAUGGCGGGUGGUUCAGAUGCGGCGAUCGAGAAAACGAAGUUCUUGCUGCAUGAAAUGUCAGACCAGAACAAGCUGUACAUUGUGAAGGGUGGUGUUGGUGCGGGAAGCAAUCUGAAGAUGGUACAUCAAGUACUGGCGGCGGUGCAGAUCCUGUCCGGCAGUGAAGCAAUGGGAUUUGCAAGCCAUCUUGGCCUGGAUCUCGCCGAAACGAGGGAAGCAAUUGUUAAGUCUCCAGGCUGGAGCUGGAUGUUCGAGAACAGAAGUCCGAGAAUGCUGCACCCAGAAUUCCAGCCGGUUGCCAGCGCACUUACGAUCAUUCUCAAGGAUACCAGUAUCAUUACUUCAGAAGCAAGGCAUCUUGACUUCCCUACGCCUAUGACAAGCACCGCGGAGCAGGUGUACUUCUCUGGGUUGGGAAAGGGAUAUGGUCCAGAUGACGAUAGUAGUUUGAUCAGGGUAUACGCGGAAGGAAAAGGCAAAGUUGGCCCUGUCGUUGGUACUGCACAGACCAUUGAGGACAAGCUGGCCUUAGUGGUAACUCUGCUCAGAGGUGUUCAUUUAUGUGCUGCGGCAGAAACCAUUGCCUUUGCUGUUCGAUUGGGGCUGGACUUAGAUCAGGUACUCGAUCUGUGUGUCAAUGCUGCAGGUGGUAGCCAUAUGCUGGAAACAGUCGGACCUGAAAUCAUGCGCUUGUACGGAGCACAAACGCCGUCCAAAGCGAAGGCGGAAAGCCUGCCUAAGCUCGCACAGCAAUUACAAGAGGCCGUGGAUGAAGCGCAGCGUCUGAAGAUGCCGUUAUUCCUUGGUAGCCAAGCAUUAAAUAUCGCAAGAUUAGCAUUAGCGCAUUCACCAACGACAGCACCAGAAGCCACUUUGGAUCAGAUAGUUCGGGUAUGGGGUUCUUGA